Molecule: messenger RNA, 802 nt
Organism: Syzygium oleosum
Lineage: Eukaryota; Viridiplantae; Streptophyta; Magnoliopsida; Myrtales; Myrtaceae
Product: protein DOWNSTREAM OF FLC-like
Exons: 2
Coding region: 139-630 (163 amino acids)
Source: RefSeq, a predicted model, not a curated record
CUCCGUUUGUGCACCAAACUCUCUUGCUUCUUCGGGCUUUCUUCUUCUUCUUCUUCUUCUUAUUCUUGAAGCCUUUCUCUCUCUCUAUCUCUCUAGAUUUGUGGGGCCUCGCUGCCAUUGCUGUGGUUAGAACCGAGCAUGGGGAGAUCAAUGCUGGGGUUGUUGUUGGGUGUCUGUGUGAUGUUGCCUUGUCUUGUUAGCGCAAGCUACUCAAAUAGAAGGGCCUUCUAUAUCCAAGGCACGGUGUAUUGCGACACUUGCCGUUUUGGCUUUGAGACCCCGGCUUCCCACCCCAUUGCAGGCGCGGCGGUGAGGAUUGAAUGCAAGGACAGCACCGGCACGUGGCUCGCCUACAGCGUCGACACAGUGACCGACUCGGACGGGAAAUGGGAGGCCACCGUUGAGGACGACCACGACGACCAGAACUGCAAUGCCGUCCUGCUGAGCAGCCCGGAAGCCGGGUGCCAGACAGUGGACCCAGGACGCGGCACAGCCACCCUGAUCCUCACCCGCAGCAACGGAGCCAUCGCCAGCAGGCACCACGCCAAUUCCAUGGGGUGCCUGAAGGACGAGCCGCUCGACGGGUGUGCCAACUUGCGUGCUUACUAUCAGCUCGAUUCCAACGAGUAGAUCGUGUCGACAACUUUUCUGUUUUGCUCCUAAGUUUGCAUGAAUAGGCAGGGAGGACGAUGGAAGAAGGAAGCAGAAUAAUCUUCUUGUUUGUUCUCUUUCUCAGUUUUAAGGUCAUCUCGCUGUAACCACAAUAAAUAGCACGAAUCUUAAAUUUGUUACUGUUUGGAAA